UGAAGUGGCCGUUGAGCUGCCACCAGGAAGCACUGGUUGGCCAAUCAUUGGUGAAACCCUAGAGUAUCUACGCACAGCCAAACAGGGUGUUCCUGAAAAGUUCAUAGUGGACAGGAGGAACAAGCACUCAUCCUGCAAGGUGUUCAAGACCUCACUGCUGCGUGAAUCUAUGGCCGUGAUGUGCACUGCAGCUGGAAACAAAUUCCUAUUUUCUAAUGAGAACAAACUCGUCAAGUCUUGGUGGCCUGCAAAUUUCGAAAAGAUCUUUGCCAACUCUGAGAAAACAGACACCACCCAAGAGUCCAUUCGAUUGCGCAAAGUUUUGUCUCCGUUUCUCAAGCCUGAUGCUCUCCACAGGUACAUAGGGGUCAUGGAUGAAGUCACCAAACAGCAUUUGGACGUGUAUUGGUCGUUUUCAUUAUUUGAUUAUGAAAAAGAAGACGAUGAAAUCGUGAUCAUAAAAGUUCACCCGCUUGCAAAGAAGUACACCUUCACAUUGGCAUGCAGACUCUUCUUAAACAUUGAUGAUCCAAAAUUAGUUGCCAAACUAGAGGAGCCAAUUCGGCAUAUAUCUUCAGGGUUCAUUUCUUUGCCACUAGAUUUUCCAGGCACAAAAUUCAACCGAGCCAUUAGAGCAUCCAAGCAAAUCAAGAAAGAAAUUGAGAAAAUGAUUAAGCAGAGAAGGAUAGAUCUCCAUCUUCAUCUUUUGGAGACAAGUAGUGAUCACGAGGUUGCUGCAGCAGCUUUCGAUCAUCAAGAUUUGUUGUCUAGGUUGCUGAUGGAGACAUAUAGCGACGGGGAAGAGAUGAAGGAAUCAGACAUUGCCAACAAGUUGUAUGGCUUCAUAGUCGGUGCUUACGACAACAUAAGCACUACUUUGGUCUCCAUAGUCAUGCAUCAGUCGCAGCUUCCACAUUUUUAUGAUACCGUACUUAAAGAGCAAAUGGAGAUUGCAGAAUCAAAAGCAGAAUGAGAGUUGCUGAAUUGGGGUGACUUGAAGAAGAUGAAAUAUUCAUGGAGCGUGGCAUGUGUAGUGUUGAGGUUGUUGCCACCAAUUUUGGGAACCUUUAGAGAGGCCAUUACCGACUUCGCUUCACUCUUCGCCUACGAAGGAUAUCUAAUUCCAAAAGGAUGAAGUUACACUUACACUGGAAUAUGUAUGCCACACAUAAAAACCCGGAUUACUUCCCGGAUCCUGAGAAGUUCGACCCGUCAAGGUUCCAAGGACAAGGACAAGGACCAGCUCCUUAUUCAUAUGUUCCUUUUGGAGGAGGACCUCGGAUGUGCCCUGGAAAAGAGUAUGCUCGAUUCAAAAUACUAGUUUUCAUGCAUAACGUGGUCACUAGGUUUAAGUGGGAGAUGGUUUUUCCGGACGAGAAAAUGAUCAUGGACCCUGUUCUUAUUCCUACCAAAGGACUUCCAAUUCGCCUCUUUCCUCACAAUCAUCAUCAUGAUUGA
Messenger RNA from Rosa chinensis, 1458 nucleotides. RefSeq names its product cytochrome P450 716A1. The transcript is spliced from 3 exons. Gene Ontology annotation, molecular function: iron ion binding; heme binding; monooxygenase activity. The record is from RefSeq and is a predicted model, not a curated record. The coding region runs from base 1132 to 1458 and encodes 108 amino acids. Gene Ontology annotation, biological process: sterol metabolic process. Lineage: Eukaryota; Viridiplantae; Streptophyta; Magnoliopsida; Rosales; Rosaceae.